Molecule: messenger RNA, 657 nt
Organism: Cuscuta campestris
Lineage: Eukaryota; Viridiplantae; Streptophyta; Magnoliopsida; Solanales; Convolvulaceae
Source: the annotation of a GenBank genome assembly
CAACAUCUAGCGGCAUGCUUUUCACAACCAAAAACACGCACAUGCAAACCUUUUGCAUCUACCCCGCUUUUUCAGGAUAUUUAAAAAGAGAAGUUGAAAAAAUAUUUAAAAAUCCAAUCAUGACAGAGGUAUGAAAAAUGAGAGAGGGAUGAAUUUCAUUUGCUUCGCAGAAAGAGGGAGGUGAAUUUGAAAGUGUUGAAGGUUCCUGAAAUUGAACAGAAGGUAUUGGAUGCAACAGAUGAUGAAAUUUCGGGCCCUCAUGGCACUGAAUGGCUGAGAUAGCACAGGCUACCAAGAAAUUUUCUGAAUGUUCGAUUGCAAUGAAUGUUCUAUGGACAAGAUUGAAAGAGAUAGACAAGAACUGGCGUUAUGUCUACAAGGCACUGGUUGUUCUAGAGUAUUUGGUAGCACAUGGAUCUGAGCGUGCAGUGGAUGAUAUUGUAGAACAUACAUAUCAUAUUUCGUCUCUUACAAAGUUUGAGUAUGUUGAACCAAACGGGAAGGAUGUGGGAAUCAACGUGAGGAAGAAGGCUGAACACAUUGUGUCACUCUUAAAUGACAAGGACAGGAUACAGGAGGUUAGGGAUAAGGCUUCUGCAAAUCGUGAAAAUCAGGAUCUGCAUCCAUGAGUAGUGGCAGUAAAUAUGGAGGUUUUGG